Paramecium primaurelia is the source of this 1175-nucleotide messenger RNA. Lineage: Eukaryota; Ciliophora; Oligohymenophorea; Peniculida; Parameciidae. The record is from the annotation of a GenBank genome assembly.
GAUGAUUUAAUAUCCUUUCUUUGGUUUACCCCCAAAAUCUCACUAAUCAAUUGCAAGCAUACCAAAAAAAUUAUUGAAAGAUUAAUAUGAAUUGCUUUCUACAGAUUUGGGAUAAGGGACUUAUGGAAAAGUAAAACUAGCCAUUAAUAGAACUAAUAACAAGAAAUGUGCAAUAAAAAUAGUAUAUAUAUGUUUAUAGAAUGUAGAUAUCUAAGAAUUAUAUUAAUUAAUACAAUGCAAAAUAACAUAUUGAUAAUGAGAUCAAUUAUCUUUAAUGUUGUAAACACAAGAACAUUGUAGAAUUUAUAGAAACUUUUGAAGACAAAGAUAAUGUUUAUAUUGUUUUGGAAUACUGUUAGAAUGGAACUUUGUAUGAGAUGAUAAAAAAGAAAAAGAUCUUUAGUGAAGAUGAAGCCUUUUCUUAUUUUUAUUAGAUAGCCCAAGCUAUAUAGUACUUACAUGAGAAAGAUAUAGUGCACAGAGACAUCAAAUCAGAUAAUGUCUUGUUAUAGAAUAACACAGUGAAAUUAUGUGAUUUUAAUUGGUCAACUUAUUUACCAAAUGGAGGGAAAGCUAAACCUUGUAUUUGUGGGACUACUGAAUAUAUGCCUCCUGAAGUUGUAAAAAAGUAAAAGCAUGAUAAAGGAGUUGAUGUAUGGGCACUUGGAAUAUUAUUACAUGUAAAUAUUAUUAUAAAAAAUUAGUAUAUGCUACAUGGAGAAUUGUUAUUUAGAGCAAAAAAUAAGGAAGAAUUACAUGAGAAGAUUUGUAAUAAAUAAUUGAUAAAAUUAAAUGAUAAUUUAUCAAUUGAGUGUAAAUAAUUAUUACUCUAAAUGCUUGCUCAUACAAAACGAUUUAAUAUUUAAUAAGUCUUGAAUUCUGAAUGGGUAAUUAAAAUGCUAACAAAUAAAAAUAUUUCACAUCCAUUAGAAUUAACUCCUAUUAAAAAUAGAUCAAGUGCUUAUGAAUUAACUAGAUUUAGUGUGAUUUCAGAAUCUACUUGUAUUUCUAGUUCUAAAUUUACAACUAAAUCUCAUGAUAUUGAAUCUCCAUUCAAAUAAUCUAAUAAUUUUAUAAAAUAAGUACCUUAGCCUUAAUAACCUUUGAAAGUUAAAAGUUCUGCUUUAGAUCAAAAUAUUACUGCAUUCAGAGUUGAAAAAAGACAAAUUGAUUGA